Messenger RNA from Tribolium castaneum (red flour beetle), 522 nucleotides. RefSeq names its product odorant receptor 4-like. Gene Ontology annotation, biological process: sensory perception of smell; detection of chemical stimulus involved in sensory perception of smell. Gene Ontology annotation, cellular component: plasma membrane. Gene Ontology annotation, molecular function: odorant binding; olfactory receptor activity. NCBI's taxonomy places the organism in Eukaryota, Metazoa, Arthropoda, Insecta, Coleoptera, Tenebrionidae. The record is from RefSeq and is a predicted model, not a curated record. The transcript has 4 exons. Bases 1 to 522 code for a protein of 173 amino acids.
AUGUUAAUUACUACGUAUCCAAUAAUUGAUGGUUCAAUUCGAAAAUUAGAGUUGCCUUUUUGGGCUUGGUAUCCCUACAACAUUAGAGAAGCACCCCUGUUCCAAAUUGUGUAUAUGUACCAAUUUUUUUGUGUAUGGUGCAUUGCCUUUUUAUCAAUGAAUAUAGACAUGUCAAAUACGUCUUUGAUGAUGUUCGUCAAGGUUCAAUGUCAGUUACUGUGCAACAAUUUGCGAAAUUUAAAAAAUUAUGAUAAUUGUUUUAACGCAAAACUGAUAGAGUGUAUAAAACAUCACCAACAAAUUUUAAGUUUUUCCAACAUUGCAAAUUCCUUUGCUAAUAAAAUUUUAUUAACGCAGUUUUUUACGAGUACUGCUUCUCUUGGAUUGGCACUGUUUCAAUUAAGUUUGGUAGAACCCUUAACUGUCGACAGUUACAUUAUUGUCUUUUAUAUAAUUGCAAUAAUCGAUGAAAUAUUCUUGUACUGUUGGUUUGGAAACGAAGUGGAAGUAACAAUAAAGUAA